Salarias fasciatus (jewelled blenny) is the source of this 1251-nucleotide messenger RNA. RefSeq names its product density-regulated protein (gene denr). The coding region runs from base 163 to 753 and encodes 196 amino acids. Gene Ontology annotation, biological process: formation of translation preinitiation complex; translation reinitiation. The record is from RefSeq and is a predicted model, not a curated record. Gene Ontology annotation, molecular function: mRNA binding; translation initiation factor activity. The transcript is spliced from 8 exons. NCBI's taxonomy places the organism in Eukaryota, Metazoa, Chordata, Actinopteri, Blenniiformes, Blenniidae.
CAUCACUCAGACAGGGAGCGCUACCAGGCGUGCUCAAAGUACGCCAAGUGAACCUUUCUCCAACAAUAAUGUUUUUUUAAGAGUCAAACUAGGGCUGACGAUGCGACCGGCUUCCUUGAGCGGACAGCAGUUUUAGACUAUAUUGUGCGGGGAUUAUUUGCGAUGGCGACUACUGAGAUGGAGUCCGGGUCUUCGGAGAGUCACGUGAGCGCCGACCCCGAUUCCAAGUACCCGCUGAAGGUCCUGUAUUGUGGAGUGUGCUCUCUGCCCUCAGAGUACUGCGAGUACAUGCCGGAGCCGGCGAAGUGCCGGCAGUGGCUGGAGAAGAACUUUCCAGACGUGUUUGCCAGGAUGACCGUUGGCCCGGCAGCCAACGCCCCCAAACAGGAGCCCGGCACCGGAGACGCUCCCCCUGCUGGCGAGGAGGAGGAGAAGAAGAAGCAGAAGAGAGGAGGCAGAGGUCAGAUCAAACAGAAGAAGAAGACGGUGCCUCAGAAAGUCACGAUAGCAAAGAUCCCCAGAGCCAAGAAGAAAUACGUGACGCGGGUCUGCGGCCUGGCCACCUUCGACAUCGACCUGAAGGAGGCUCAGCGGUUCUUUGCCCAGAAGUUCUCUUGCGGUGCCUCCGUCACGGCCGAGGAUGAAAUCAUCAUUCAGGGAGAUUUUACAGACGACAUCAUAGACGUCAUCCAGGAGAAGUGGCCCGAGGUGGACGACGACAGCAUCGAUGAUCUGGGUGAAGUGAAGAAGUGAAGACCAAAUAUGCACUUUGAGCGGAGGUGGCCUGGAGCAGAAGCAGCGCCCCCCUCUGGCCAAACCUUCACACCGAGUCAUUUUCUACUUAUUUCACUCUCGGUUUACUGUACAUACAGACGACUCGGCUCGGCCCGGCCCAUCACCUGCCACACUUCCUGUUUUUUAGUUCCUAGCUGCUUUCUCUCUUUUGCCAAAGGUGUGGUGUGACGUGACCCCCCCCCCCCCCCCCCCCCCCCCCCCCCAGACCCCCCGACUCUUCUUCACUCGAGCAACUGUAGGCUAAUAAAUUUCCUUCUCCUCCCUGCGGCUCCGCUCUCCUUCAUUCCUUCAUUCGGCCUCGUUUGGUUUCAUGUGUUUCAUCCGCAGGAUGACGGAACUAAAACCUCAAUAGAAAAUUCACUGGAUUUACCAGUUUUAUCCCUCAAAAAAAAAAAAAAAAAUUCAUUCUGGAAAUGUUAUUUUUGUUCUGGGUUUCGUUUACAUUUUAAAGAUCAA